This is a messenger RNA of Strongylus vulgaris, 756 nucleotides long. Lineage: Eukaryota; Metazoa; Nematoda; Chromadorea; Rhabditida; Strongylidae. The record is from the annotation of a GenBank genome assembly.
AUGAAGCAAAUCGAGGGCGAGAAGAAGGAGAAGAAGGCUGAACAAGAUGCAUUGGAUGCAUUGCGAGAGUUAAAGGCCCAGAAAGAACAUCUUGAGAAAGACUUGAACGAGCUUCGUCGAGAACUUGAAGAAAAAGAAGUGCAGAAUAACCUUCUCAAGGACAGUGAAGCUCGCCUUCUUGACUCGGUGGACGAAUAUGGAGCGCAGGCUGAAAGAUAUCAGCAAGAAACAGAAAGGCUGCAGAAAGUUGUGGACGUCUUAGAAAAAGAAAGAAAUACGCUAGAACAAGAGGUCGAGGAAAAAGUUGUGGACGUCUUAGAAAAAGAAAGAAAUACGCUAGAACAAGAGGUGGAGGAAGUAAAAAGGAGCGACUUUGAACAUAAGCAGCGACAGCAGGAAACCGAAGAAAGCACCUCGACAGCAUCGUCUAUUGAUUCUCAAGAAUAUAAGAAUAUUGUUAGCCGACUAGAAACUACCACAGCCGAACGAAAUGAGUUACGUAGCCGCCUGGAGAAGUCGGAGUCUCAAUUGAAUGUAUCUCUUCAGGAGAAAAUGGCUAUCACCCGAGCAUAUGAGCAACUUCGCACUCGACUGGCUGCUCGUCGUAAAGCAAUGGCUGGCUCAGCUGAAACCUCUAGGCGAUCCUCUGUAGUCGCUUCGGAAGUCGAUAUACCAGAAGAACCCCGACGAUCUGAAGAGCCUGCUCCAUCCACCACUGCCACAUACUACUCUCAUCAGGUGCGCAUGUCUUCAUGA